AUGUCCUCUUUGCUCUCCUCGCUCCUCUCCCCGCUGGCCACGACGGCGUCGACGGCGGCCUACGAUGCCCUCGACCGCGGCCUCAUCCCAGACGCCGUGCUGCGCCGCGUCAUCCGCCGCCUCAACGCCGAGCGCAUCUCGUCGCUCGUCCUGCCCACCCCCGACUACGGCGCCCACAUCGCCACCAAGCUCGACUACGUCGCCUCGCUCAAGCAGCGCCAGAUUGCCAUCGAGACGGACAAGGCCAACAAGCAGCACUACGAGGUCGACACCGGAUUCAUGCUCUCCUGCCUCGGCAGGCGCGCAAAGUACUCGUGCUGCCUCUACCCGCGCGGCGACGAGUCCCUCGACCAGGCAGAAGACGCGAUGCUCGACAGCUACUGCACCAAAGCCAACCUCCGCGACGGACAGGACGUGCUCGACCUCGGGUGCGGAUGGGGCAGCCUCGCCCUCUACCUCGCCCAGCGAUACCCCAACAGCCGCAUCCGCGCACUCAGCAACUCAAAGACCCAAAAGGUCUACAUCGACCAGACCGCCGCCAUGCGCGGCCUGCGCAACCUCGAGGUCCUUACCGGCGACGUCAACACCUUUCAGUUUGAAGAGGGCUCCUUUGACCGCAUCCUCUCGAUUGAAAUGUUUGAGCAUAUGAAGAACUACGCCCACCUCUUCCACAAGGUCUCGCGCUGGCUCAAGCCCGACGCGGCCGCGCCCUCGCCAGAGGACCCGUCGCUGCUCUUUAUCCACAUCUUCUGCCACCGCACGACGCCCUACCACUUUGAAGAGUCGGACGGCUGGAUGGCGCAAAACUUUUUCUCGGGCGGCACCAUGCCGUCGCACGACCUCUUUCUCCACUUCCAGCAGCACGUCGUACUGCAGGACAUGUGGUGGGUCAACGGCACCCACUACGCAAAGACGUGCGAGCACUGGCUCCAGAAGCAGGACGCACUCAACAAGGGCGCGAAGUCCGUCGAGCUGCUCCGACAGGAUGCCCAGAAAAAGGGCAUCGACCCGUCCGAGGGCGAAAAGACUUUUUACCGCUUCCGCGUCUUCUACCUCGCCUGCGCCGAGUUCUUUGCCACAAACGACGGCAACGAGUGGGGCGUCGGGCACUACCUCUUCCGCCGCAGGGAUUGA
Messenger RNA from Pseudozyma flocculosa PF-1, 1134 nucleotides. RefSeq lists its product as uncharacterized. The transcript is spliced from 2 exons. The record is from RefSeq and is a predicted model, not a curated record. NCBI's taxonomy places the organism in Eukaryota, Fungi, Basidiomycota, Ustilaginomycetes, Ustilaginales, Ustilaginaceae. The coding region runs from base 1 to 1134 and encodes 377 amino acids.